GGCUUUUUCGUGUUCUAUUAGGAAAAACUGUUUUCAGUUAGUUUGGUUCAUGAACAUUUUCAACAGGCCUCAAACCAGGUUUAAAUGGUUGAAAAAGCAUUUAUGUGAUCAUACAGCAUGAUUGUAGCUCGCGUAAGGACCAUUUUCAGGAGUUACGGUGUUUCAACCGAAAAUGGUUGGAAAAGUGUUCUAUUGAGAAACGUCAAGCAUAUCAACCCAAACUGGUUGCGAUUAAAAUGGUUGAUCCCAAUGGAACAUGAUGUAACACUGGGCUAAAAAAUUGUCUUAUCAGUUGAAUCCAUCCUUGUCAAGUCAUCCCUUAUCCAUAACCCUUCCUCAUCUCUGACUUUUAACUCUUACUGUUUAUCUUUAAACUGUUCUCUUUCACACCACACCCAUUACAUCUUAAUAAUCUCACUCCUCACAUCAUAUAGACACUUAAAAUUAUGUCUUUGGUACAUGCAUUACUAAUGUUUGACUGUGUUUCACUGAAUAGCUAUUUUGUCAUGAUUAUAGGUUAACACUUUCCUGUACGAGCCAUUCAUUGGCAUAUUGGCUUAAAUCAGAUUCACCAUUCAGAUCACUUCUACCACAGAUGAAAGGGAACAGGUGUAAGUUUGCAACAAAAACAGAAACUGAGUCGCAGGAAAGUCCCCUGGCAUAUUCCAAUUUGCUGAUCAAGCUAGAAGGUUUGGAUGAUGGUGUUCUGGAUCAUUACUGUCAGUUUGUAAUCAGUGCAUGCAAGAUGAUGAAACUACAAGUUAACAAGAAAUUCAACCUUGUAACAGAGAACUUCAGUCAAACACUGGCCUUCCCUCCAGACAGCUACAAAAAAGGCAAUGUGACAUACCAUUUUAAGAAACAUGGCCGGAUGAUACAGGUUGCACAGCUUCCAGCAGAGAAGUCAGAUAUCUUCAUUCAGUAUUUACAAGAUAACAUCCCUCCAGGUGUAUCACUACACAUGGAGCUGGUAAGGAAAGAUUUCCAACUCGUUUGAAUUUCUUUUACACUUAAAGUAAAGAAAAGUAAAGUAAAGUAAAACUUUGUUUAGCCGGGUGGCCCAUUCAGCGUUGCGGCUGGCAACCAGAGGGGCCCUGGUAAUAAAUAUUACAAUCAUAAACAUUGCAAAUAUACAUAGGUAAAAAAUCGAAUUUACAGUCCACUCCCGAUAACUCGAUUCUCGCGUUAACUCGAAGCAAUUUUUGUUUCCCUUCAGGUCAUUUUCUAUAUAAUUUUACCCUCUGUAACUCGAACCAUGAGCAUGAGAGCUUUGUACCAGUAGCCAGUACCAGCAGCCCUCCAUUGUUCUCUCUAAAAAACCUGCACCGUUCACAGUUCCUGGGCUUCUCCCUGUUGCUUUCCUUUGUUAUAUUUUUCACAUUACGCUACGUUCCGAUUUAUACAGUAAUUUAGAGAUGUAUGGUUUUAUUUUCA
Molecule: messenger RNA, 1434 nt
Organism: Orbicella faveolata
Lineage: Eukaryota; Metazoa; Cnidaria; Anthozoa; Scleractinia; Merulinidae
Product: small ribosomal subunit protein uS10m-like
Cellular component (GO): mitochondrial small ribosomal subunit; mitochondrion
Source: RefSeq, a predicted model, not a curated record